AUUUGCGCCAAUCGCCACAACCAUCCUGCACAUGUUACAUAUAUAAUCACCAUCUUCGUUCAUAUCAAUCCUACUUUUCUUCACUAUACUCGUUGCUGCUGUUAUCAAUCCUUUUCAUCUCAUUUCUCCUCUUAAGGAUUAGUUGGAAUUGUACCACGAGAACUGAUUCAUAUGUACAUAAAGUAGAUCCCUGGAUGAUAGCAUCAACUUUCCGUGACGAUGGAUAUGUCUGUCUUUUAAUUCUGUCUUGGUGUCAAGUUUUCGUAAACUGGUUCUACGGCGUUUUGUAGUAGAUGAUCAUGUUUUAUGUUGUAUAUGGUCAUUUGAUUCGGUUUUUAAUCGAAGGGCACCCUUUUUUUUUCUUUUCGUUUUGAAAAUAUAAGAGUAAAGUUGUGCAUGAUUUUGGUGUUGUGAUUAAACGACAGGUAUUCAGAUUAAGACAUUCCGGUAGCUUAAAGAGACUGUUUUUUAUAUCACUUUUCAGUGGCAAAUGGUUAUAGAAGAAGUGCUUAAAGUUGCUUGUAUGGUUUAAUUCUUGGAGCAAACAAAUUAUGUAACAUUAUUUGCUUUUUGCAUAAAUUUUUGCUGACAUGGUGUUUAAAUUUUGAAAAUUGGUUGCAGCUGAAUUUGCUCAAGAUUUGUACCAAGUUUUAUGGGGGAAAAUAUUGUUUGGCCCGUAACUCUACUACCAAUAUUCUAUAUUGCCAUCCUUUCUUAUGGCAAUGGCUUUAUCUGCAACAAUCUAUCUAACAAACAUGAUGAACAUUGGGAGAAGAGGAAUUCAUUAUUUACACACAUUAAACAGUGUUCCUAAGAAUUUGAUAGAGGAGGGCCAAAAUAGAGUCGUGGAGGCAUCUCUUACUCUCAUUCGUGAGAGGGCAAAACUUAAGGGAGAGCUAGUCCGGGCGUUGGGUGGUGCUAAAGCUUCAUCGUCUCUUCUUGGAGUUCCUCUUGGACAUAAUUCGUCAUUUCUCCAGGGUCCAGCAUUUGCUCCGCCUAGAAUACGAGAGGCCAUCUGGUGUGGAAGCACAAAUGCUACUACAGAGGAAGGUAAAGAGCUGAAUGAUCCUAGAGUCUUAACAGAUGUUGGUGAUGUUCCUGUUCAAGAACUUCGAGACUGUGGAAUAGAUGAUGACAGAUUGAUGAAUAUUAUCAGUGAGUCUGUCAAACUAGUGAUUGAAGAAGAUCCAUUGCGCCCUUUAGUUUUAGGGGGUGACCAUUCAAUAUCAUAUCCUGUAGUAAGAGCCGUGUCCGAGAAGCUUGGAGGACCUGUGGAUGUCCUUCACCUUGAUGCACAUCCUGAUAUCUAUGAUUGCUUUGAAGGAAACAAGUAUUCACAUGCAUCUUCUUUUGCCCGAAUUAUGGAGGGUGGUUAUGCUCGGCGGCUCUUGCAGGUUGGCAUUCGAUCAAUAACAAGUGAAGGACGUGAACAAGGGAAAAGAUUUGGAGUUGAGCAAUAUGAAAUGCGCACAUUUUCAAAAGAUCGCCACUUUUUGGAGAAUCUGAAACUUGGAGACAGCGUUAAGGGAGUGUAUAUUUCGAUAGAUGUGGACUGUCUUGAUCCUGCAUUUGCUCCUGGUGUUUCGCAUAUUGAAGCGGGAGGUCUCUCGUUUCGUGAUGUUCUCAACAUCCUCCACAAUCUUCAAGCUGAUGUUGUUGCUGCAGAUGUGGUCGAGUUCAAUCCACAACGUGAUACUGUCGAUGGGAUGACUGCCAUGGUUGCCGCUAAAUUAGUAAGAGAGUUGACUGCAAAAAUUUCAAAAUGAAUACUCCCACAAGCCGUGAAUCCAAUAUCUGGCAGUCGAGUUUCUUUGGUCUAUCAUUAAAUAGAUUCACCAGAUCUUCUAUAGUCAAGAUUAUGUUCAAUAAAUCGAAUGUAGCUUGAUCCGAAUUAUUCCGUUUGUCUAUUGCUUGUUUGAGAUAUAUCUGAAGAACUUGGGUUGAUCGGUAUAGUGCAAACCAUCUUUGUAAUUUUAAUUUUACUUUGUUAUUUAAGGGGAUUUUGAGGGAGCU
Messenger RNA from Cynara cardunculus var. scolymus (artichoke), 2013 nucleotides. Its product is annotated as arginase 1, mitochondrial. Gene Ontology annotation, molecular function: metal ion binding; agmatinase activity. The record is from RefSeq and is a predicted model, not a curated record. The coding region runs from base 717 to 1766 and encodes 349 amino acids. The transcript has 8 exons. NCBI's taxonomy places the organism in Eukaryota, Viridiplantae, Streptophyta, Magnoliopsida, Asterales, Asteraceae.